CAUCACAUGUUUUUCCGUUUACCGGACACACGUUUCUGAGCUCGUGUGUUCUGAUGACAUUAGACGCUUUCACAGGCAGCCGGUGAUCGUUAAAACACAUCGUUGUUUAAUCUGACACAAGAACCUGUUCCUCUGAACUCUCUGUACCGGGUCAAAUCAAACGCUCGCAAUGUUUCUGUCCGCAGUACCGACGCGCGUGCUGAUACGAAGGUCGCGCAGUCUGUCGCCGUGCCGCGCGCUGCAGACCGGUCGCGGCGAGGCCUCGCGCUUCAGAAACCUUUGCGAGGUCGAACCGAACCGGAGUCCGGUCACGAGCGGACCUCGCGCGUCCAGAAACAGCGUUUUGAGCGAGUGGUCGCACGCGCAGUACCACGAGCUGGCCAGCAGGUGGCGCGUGAGUCUGGAGGGUCGCAGGAACAGCUGGGCAACGCUUACCGCCGCGGGGCGUCACAGCGACGGGCAUGGGAGCGGGCGUGACGCGUCAACCGCCGCGGGCGUCAUUUCAGCGGCCGCCCUCGCGUUCUGUUUAAAGAAAGACAGUGACGGAGGAGCUGAAGCUCUUCUAGAUGCUGUUAAGUCUGGUAACACACAAGAGGUGAUGAGGUUAUUGGCAGGGGGGUCGGAUCCGAACAUUCGACACCGUUUGGGUUGGACGUCUCUGAUGGUGGCCGCCAUGAACCGUCAGCACAAUGUGGUAAAGGUUUUGUUAGAGAUGGGUGCCGAUCCAAACAUGGGCGAUGACUUCAGCAGCGUUUAUGAGACCGCCCGGGAGAAGAGUGUUCACUCAUUAGAGGUGUUGGUGAGCAGAGAGGAUGAGUUCAGCAAUCGUCUGAGCAGUCGGGCCAGUUUUCGUGGUUGUACAGCGCUGCAUUAUGCCGUUCUGGCCGAUGACCUGAGGACCGUCCGUAUGCUGCUGGACGCAGGUGCCAACCCUUUACAGCAGAAUACAUUAGGACACACUCCACUCGCCUACGCUAAAGAUGGAGAGAUGCAAACACUGUUAAAGGAGUCGGAGACAAAGUAUGUGGAGUCUCAAAAGAAGAGAGAAGCUGAAGAGAGACGCAGGUUUCCUCUGGAGCGCAGAUUAAAGGAGCACAUCAUUGGACAAGAAGGAGCCAUCAAUACUGUUGCCUCAGCCAUCAGGAGGAAAGAGAACGGCUGGUAUGAUGAAGAACAUCCGCUCGUCUUUCUAUUUCUGGGCUCCUCUGGAAUUGGUAAAACUGAACUGGCUAAACAGGUGGCUCGAUACAUGCAUAAAGAUAUUAAGAAGGGAUUCAUCCGAAUGGACAUGUCAGAAUUUCAAGAGAAACAUGAGGUGGCGAAGUUCAUCGGUUCUCCUCCAGGUUAUGUUGGUCAUGAGGAGGGAGGUCAUUUAACAAAGCAGUUGAGACAGUGUCCGAACGCUGUGGUUUUGUUUGAUGAAGUGGAUAAAGCUCAUCCUGAUGUGCUCACGGUUAUGUUACAGCUCUUUGAUGAGGGUCGUUUGACUGACGGUAAGGGGAAGACCAUCGAGUGUAAAGAUGCCAUCUUCAUUAUGACGUCCAAUGUAGCAAGUGACGAAAUCGCCCAUCAUGCAUUGCAGCUGAGACGAGAAGCUCAGGAACAGAGUCGCAGACGUCUCGCUGAAAAUCUGGAUGAUGUUCAGAAGAGUGAGAAGAUCACCAUCUCCAGCACAUUUAAAGAGGAGGUGAUUCGUCCCAUACUGAAGGCUCAGUUCAGACGGGAUGAGUUUCUGGGCCGGAUAAAUGAGAUCGUAUAUUUUUUACCAUUUUGUCAUUCUGAACUCAUUCAACUCGUCACUAAAGAACUCAACUACUGGGCCAAGAAGGCUAUGCAGAGACACAAUAUAACCCUGCUGUGGGACAGUCCUGUGCUUGAGCUGCUGGCCAGAGGAUAUAAUCUACAUUACGGCGCUCGAUCGAUCAAACAUGAGGUGGAGCGUCGGGUUGUGAAUCAGUUAGCAGCGGCGUACGAACAGGAUCUACUGCCGAAAGGCUGCACGCUGCGUCUCACGGUGGACGCCGGACUCAAAGAGAAAGAUGAAGCUCCUGCUCUCCGUCUCGAGGUGAUGGGUGAAGACAGCACCUCACGAAAACUGGACAUCCGCCCUCCUCUGAAUACAGAUGAUGUGACUUAUGUCCACUAAAAACCUGACGGAUGUAAGAGAGAGAGAGAGAGAGAGGAACUCGUAAGACUUCACAACACAUUUCUGUUACAUUACACCAAACACUCUCUCUUAAUGUUGUUUUGUGUCUAUUAAUAAAGUGAGUUAUUGUUCACAAAUACAGAUGUAUAGAGUUAAAUAUGUCCAGAUUCCAUACAGAGAAUCUGUGUGUAUAGAGAACUAUCUAUGUCUAUAUUCACUAAAGUUAAAGUUUAUGAGAUCAAUCUUUAUGUCUUGAUGGUGUAUAUACUCAUCAUAGGAUCCAACACAGGGAACACACAGCAUAAUAAGUAAGGAAUAAUUGACAGCGAGCAUUUGAAAAUAAUGCACACCCAAGGUGGUAAUGCGGCACAACGCGGAUGUGCAUUAUUUUCAAAAAAUUCAAAGGACCGGAGUCAAUUAUUCCUCUUAUACCACGGUUACCACAGACAUUGCUCGGGUUGUUAUUUUAAGACAUUUGACAGGUCAGGUGUGCAGUUUACAGAAAAUAAUGUAGUGCUGUCAAAUGAUUAAUCACAAUUAAUCGCA
This is a messenger RNA of Misgurnus anguillicaudatus (oriental weatherfish), 2692 nucleotides long. RefSeq names its product mitochondrial disaggregase. Gene Ontology annotation, cellular component: cytoplasm; mitochondrion. Gene Ontology annotation, molecular function: protein binding; ATP binding; ATP hydrolysis activity. Lineage: Eukaryota; Metazoa; Chordata; Actinopteri; Cypriniformes; Cobitidae. The record is from RefSeq and is a predicted model, not a curated record. Gene Ontology annotation, biological process: cellular response to heat.